Messenger RNA from Arachis stenosperma, 2553 nucleotides. RefSeq lists its product as uncharacterized. NCBI's taxonomy places the organism in Eukaryota, Viridiplantae, Streptophyta, Magnoliopsida, Fabales, Fabaceae. The transcript is spliced from 2 exons. The record is from RefSeq and is a predicted model, not a curated record. Bases 1 to 2553 code for a protein of 850 amino acids.
AUGGAUCCAAACCAACUCAACUCUUUCUUCAAUUACUUACAAAACUUUCCUCAAAUUCCAAAUACCCAACAAUCUCAAACCUCAAACACUCAAGUUCCAAAUCAAAACAUCACACUACCAAAUACAUUUCAAAAUCCAAAUCCACAAAAUCUUUCUAAUUUCAAUUUUCAAGCUCCUUAUAAUAAUCAGUUUCCUAUAUUCCAACCGCAAAAUCAAAAUUCACAAACACCUCAUUUUCCAUUUUCAUCCAUAUUUAACCCUUCUAUCGGAAAUGUUACUCCAACUUCUUUGCCGUUUCCAACUCAAUUCAGUGCAUCAAGACAUAACUCAUCUGGUGUUGGUGGCUCUUCUAACCCAUCUUCUCAGACUCCUAUACAAUCUAGUCCAAAUUCGCAAUAUUCCGAUUUUGCCAACCCUCGUGGAUUAGAUGCUAUCGACCUCAAUGAUGAUGAUAUUGAAGAUCGGAGGCAAGAUAGUAUUCAACACUGGCAUUGGGAAGAGGAUGAAAUGUUGAUCAGUGCGUGGUUAAAUGUUUCAACUGACCCUGUAGUUGGUACCGAUCAAAAGGGAGAAACAUUUUGGAGUCGAAUUCAUAGCUACUGUGUAGAAUUUUGCACCGACAUGACAAGGGGGAUAGUUGCAUGUAAGAAACGAUGGUAUAAGAUCAACAAGGCUGUUGCACAAUUUGCUGGUUGCUACGAUCAAGCUAGUCGAAACAUAAGGAGUGGUUCGAACGCUGAUGAUAUAAAGGAGUUGGCUUAUAAACUUUAUUCCACAAAUUAUGGUCAAAAGUUCACUUUUGAGAGGCAUUGGAACAUGCUUCGGUUGGAGCAAAAAUGGAGAAGCCAACUACCUACACAAAGUGGCGGCUCAAAGAGAACCAAAGUUAGUGCAACUGGAGCAUACUCAUCCUCAUCAAACCCAGAAACACCGUUGGCUGACGAACCCGGUGUGGACUCUCCCGUUCGCCCACAAGGAUCAAAGAAGAGCAAGCGAAGAGGUAAGAGAAAAGCACAGAUGUCUGAAGAUUUUAGCGAAAGAAAAUCAUCGGUUGUCAAAAAAUUAUCUCUCAUGGAAGAUAUUAAGAAUGUUAGAGAAAAGGAACUAAUGGAAAGGGAAAAAGAAAGAGAAGAGGAGAAGGAACAUAGAGCAAAGAUGAUGGCAAUCAAAGAGAAGGAGAUACAAAUUCAAGCGGCAAUGAAAGAACAAGAAUUACAAACUCAGAGGUAUAUUAAAGAAAUGGAGAUAAAAGCAAAAGAAAGGGAAAUUGAUAUGCAAAUACUUAAUGCUGACACGUCUACAAUGAGUGAGAAACGACGAGCUCUUCAUGAGAUUGCAUAUUCAGAAGAAGAAGGUAUCGAUAGAAGCCCUAUCCCAAUUACUCGUAGAUGGAUCAACAGAGAUCGAGAAGCAGGACAUGAUCGCCUUUUUCAAGAUUACUUUGCAGAUGAACCGGUGUAUAAUGCUGACAUUUUUCGACGGAGAUUUCGAAUGAGAAGAGAUGUGUUCCUUCAGAUAGUAGACGCUCUCUCAAACGUCUAUCCGUAUUUCCACCAGAGGGUUGAUGCAACUGGAAGAAGAGGCUUGUCGCCACUUCAGAAAUGUACCGCUGCGAUACGGAUGUUAGCAUACGGCGUAGCAGCUGAUGCUGUUGAUGAUUAUGUGCGCAUAGGCGAGAACACUACAAUUGAAUGCUUGGAAAAAUUUGUUGAAGGUGUCAUUUCUGUGUUCCAGGAUGAAUACUUGCGAAAACCCAAUCCAAAUGACGUACACCGCCUGCUACAAAUGGCGGAGGGUCGUGGCUUCCCUGGCAUGUUGGGUAGUAUUGACUGCAUGCAUUGGGAAUGGAAAAAUUGUCCAAAGGCGUGGAAAGGUAUGUACAUGAGUGGUUAUCGUGGGGUUGCAACCAUUGUACUUGAGGUUGUAGCAUCUUCAGACCUUUGGAUAUGGCAUGCGUUCUUUGGAGUUUCUGGUUCAAACAACGAUAUCAACGUGUUAGAUCGUUCUCCAGUAUUUGAUGACAUUCUAAAUGAUCGUGCUCCGAAGGUAAAUUAUACUAUUAAUGGUAAUAAUUAUACAAUGAGAUACUACUUAGCAGAUGGUAUUUAUCCUGAAUGGGCCACAUUUGUCAAAUCAAUCUCAAAGCCACAAGGGGAGAAACACAAGUUAUUUGCACAAUACCAAGAAGGGCAAAGAAAAGAUGUGGAACGAGCAUUCGGAGUGUUGCAAGCACGCUUUGCAAUUAUACGUGGUCCAGCUCGUUUUUGGGAAAAGAAGAAGCUUGCCAACAUAAUGAGAGCUUGUAUUAUAUUGCAUAAUAUGAUUGUUGAGGAUGAAAGAGACACUUAUGCAGGAAAUUUUGCUCAAGGCUUAGAGUAUGAUGAUGUUGAAAAUGGAUUAUCACAACCUCAGCUGGGAGAAGAAGAUUUUGCACCAUACCAUCAAUUUCUCCAAAGAAAUGCCCAACUUCGAAAUAGGCAGCAGCAUAGACAAUUGAAAGAGGACUUGAUUGAACACAUAUGGCAAUUUCACAAUGCUUGUCGUCAACUGUAG